GCCGCAGCUGUGCCGCGCUCUGACCGGACCGACGCAAAGCGCCGGAGCCGGAGCCGGAGCGCGCAGCCGCAGCAGGAACAGGCGCGGACGGAGCGAGCAGCAGCAGCAGCACCAUGGCAGACGAGAAACCCAAGGAGGGAGUGAAGACGGAGAACAACGAGCACAUCAACCUGAAGGUGGCGGGGCAGGACGGCUCCGUGGUGCAGUUCAAGAUUAAGAGACACACUCCACUCAGCAAACUGAUGAAAGCGUAUUGUGAACGGCAGGGCCUGACGAUGAGGCAAAUACGGUUUCGAUUUGACGGUCAGCCCAUCAAUGAAACAGACACACCCUCGCAGCUAGAAAUGGAGGAUGAAGAUACGAUCGACGUGUUCCAACAGCAGACCGGAGGCUCUUCUCUUUAAAGACUGUUUCUUACAAACGUCCCUCUACCUCCCCGUUUGACCCCCAACAUGCAACACGCCCCGUCUUCAGUGUUGAUGCCACCCAGUGGAAAGUGUUUAAAGUCAGUAUCAUCAUCCUCAUCCUCAUCCUCCUCCUCAUCAUCGCGGUCGCUGCAGGUAGAUCUGAGUCCGACGUGCUGAAGAAAUUAAAAGCUUGUCAUGAUUUUUUUUUUUUCUCCUCCUCUGUCCUUUUUUUUUAUACUUCUGUCAUUGAGGUUUUCAGAUGGAUUUUGUUGUUGUUGUCGAGUAAAGCCUGCGUUUUAAAUUCACAUCUGUUGUUAUGAAAAUGUAUUAUUGGAAUAAAUUGAGUCUUCUUUUUUUUAAAAA
Larimichthys crocea (large yellow croaker) is the source of this 770-nucleotide messenger RNA. It is a transcript of the gene sumo2a, whose product is annotated as small ubiquitin like modifier 2a. The coding region runs from base 114 to 404 and encodes 96 amino acids. NCBI's taxonomy places the organism in Eukaryota, Metazoa, Chordata, Actinopteri, Sciaenidae. The transcript is spliced from 4 exons. Gene Ontology annotation, molecular function: protein binding. The record is from RefSeq and is a predicted model, not a curated record.